This is a messenger RNA of Solanum verrucosum, 972 nucleotides long. RefSeq lists its product as uncharacterized. The transcript has a single exon. Lineage: Eukaryota; Viridiplantae; Streptophyta; Magnoliopsida; Solanales; Solanaceae. Bases 1 to 972 code for a protein of 323 amino acids. The record is from RefSeq and is a predicted model, not a curated record.
AUGGCGAAUUGGUCCGAACUUCCAUACGAUCUACUUGUUACGAUCACGAAGCUCAUUACAGAGAUAGAGGAUUUCGUUAUAUUUGGUGCUGUUUGUAAAUCAUGGCAAACUGCUACUACCAAAGAAAAUUUUGAUGCGUCAUCUUCCCAAAUUCCAUUACUUAUGUUGGCACCUAAGGACUUAGAUGGUGAUUAUCGAUAUUUUUACUCUCUUACCAAGAAGAAAUUUUCACGAGUAUUUCUUCCCGAAGCUAGAGGGAAAGUACGUUUUUCAACUCAAGAAUGGCUUUGCGUUUUAACAUAUAGGAUAGCAUUGUUGCACCCUUUCUCACGGGCCCAAAUCCAGCUUCCUCCAAUACGUGAAAAUAACAAUUAUGUGGUGAUUGACAAAGUUGUGUUAUCUGCUAACCCUUCCUUAACAUCCGAUUAUGUUGUGAUGAGUUGGCAUUAUAAUAAGCAUGGACAUUAUUUGGCUUUUUGGCGACCUGGAGAUCUCUUAUGGAACAAAAUUGAUAUUGAAGGAUGUGUUGAAUUCCAGAUUAUGCACUACUUAAAAGGACAAUUUUAUAUGAUCACACUUGAUGGAGUUUGGGUUAUUGAUGUUGCUAUGCCUAAGCAUAGUAAUCAAGAACCCCACUUGGUUGUUAAGUUAAAUUUUAGUCCACAUUUACCACCGUAUAAAAAUCAGUUAUAUCUAGUUGAAGUAUCAGGUGCACUGUUACUUGUUGCACAAUAUUCUACGAACCAUAAACUAUAUGGAACUGAUUCAGGAGAUAUAACGUAUUCAUUUCAAGUAUGGGAAGAAGAUGUAAUCAAGGGAGAAGCAAAAUGGAUUAAACACUUGGGAGAUGGAGCAUUAUUUAUGAGGUGUAAUGCUUCAACUUCGAUUGACCCUUCAAAGUUUGUACAAUCAUGUCAAGUACUCGACAAUGUGAGAAGGAACUGUAUCAAUCAGUUUUGGCAUAUUCCAUAA